Molecule: messenger RNA, 693 nt
Organism: Trichomonas vaginalis G3
Lineage: Eukaryota; Parabasalia; Trichomonadida; Trichomonadidae
Product: PQ loop repeat-containing protein
Exons: 1
Coding region: 1-693 (230 amino acids)
Biological process (GO): L-cystine transport
Cellular component (GO): vacuolar membrane
Molecular function (GO): L-cystine transmembrane transporter activity
Source: RefSeq, a predicted model, not a curated record
AUGGGAACGAAAUGGGACUGUGGGUUCGAUUAUCCCCACGGUUUAGCAUGCUGGCUAGGCAAUGUAGCUUCCAUGUGUUUCUUUGUUGUUUAUGUUCCACAGUUUAUUCUGAAUUUUAAGAGAAAAUCAUGUAAUGGAUUUUCUCUUGAUUCCACGAUAAUUAAACUCGUUGGGUCCUCGUUCUUGUGUUUCAACUCUCUGUUCAAUGGGAGUGGGUUACCAGUGUUUUUAUAUGGAUCAUUAAAUACCGCUCAGCAUUUACUUUUCCUUUUUCAGUUUUCAUAUUAUUCCUCGCACAAAAAGAGUAUUUUGAUUAGUCCUAUUGUACUUAUUCCGCUUGUCUUGGCAAAAUUAUUUCCAAAAUCGAUAAAAUACACCGAUUUGAUCAAACCUAUUUGCCAAAUUUUAUCGCAUAUACCUCAACUUCAGCAAUGCAUUAAGCUCCAUACGACUCUAGGCUGUUCUCUGGUCGGCCAACAUUUGAAUUUAAUCGGAGGAAUCUUAGGAUGUUUCAUGUGUUACCUUAUUAAUGAGCAGUCGGCUAAAACGUGGAUCAUUUACUUUAAUUCAUGUUUCCAGGCUCUUUCAAUGUACUUAGUUGCAUUUUGGUAUCAUGAAAUGCGCCUUUGCGAUAAUUCAAAGAGAGUUAGAUCUGACAAAGAGAAUAGCGACUCAGAACCUCUACUUUCAUAA